Molecule: messenger RNA, 1607 nt
Organism: Branchiostoma floridae (Florida lancelet)
Lineage: Eukaryota; Metazoa; Chordata; Leptocardii; Amphioxiformes; Branchiostomatidae
Product: NAD-dependent protein deacetylase sirtuin-6-like
Exons: 8
Coding region: 167-1417 (416 amino acids)
Molecular function (GO): NAD+ binding
Source: RefSeq, a predicted model, not a curated record
GCUCUAUAAUGGUACAGUCUAGUUUAGUUCAGAGGUCAGCGUGCCAAUUUGUGAACAUUGCAUUAUUGCAUUGCUGUUUAUUCCUGUAUAGCUGGUCUUUGAAACCGAUCUCUGAGUAAGAUUUUGAAACCAGUAUUUGCAGAAGGAGAAGGAAGAGGUCGUUGAGAUGUCUGUUAACUACGCAGCGGGGCUGUCUGACUACGAUCACAAGGGGAAAUGUGGUCUACCAGAGAAAUAUGACCCUGCGGAGGUGCUUGCGGAGAAGGUGUCCCAGCUGGUGGACAUCGUUUGUGAGUCCCAGCACCUGGUGGUUCACACAGGGGCAGGCAUUAGUACAUCUGCAGGGAUACCUGACUUCAGAGGUCCCAAAGGUGUGUGGACUCUGGAACAGAAGGGUGAAACUCCCCAUUUUGACACCACCUUUGAGUCGGCCUGCCCCUCACCCACACACAUGGCUCUGGUAGAGCUGGAGAGACUCGGCAUUGUCAAGUACGUCAUCAGUCAGAAUGUGGACGGACUGCACGUACGCUCAGGCUUCCCCAGAGACAAACUAUCUGAACUCCAUGGCAACAUGUUUGUGGAACAGUGUGACAAGUGUGGAAAGCAGUACGUCCGUGACACAGUAGUACCGACCAUGGCACUGAAGCCCACAGGUGGACAGUGUACACAGGUCAAGGCAAGAGGAAGGUGCAGAGGAAAGUUGCAUGACACCAUCCUUGACUGGGAGGAUUCCCUACCAGACAGGGACCUGACACUGGCAGAUGAACACAGCAGACGUGCAGAUGUUGCCCUGGUGAUGGGGUCAUCUCUGCAGAUUGUACCCAGUGGAAAUCUGCCCCUGCUCACCAAGAGAAGAGGAGGCAAGCUGGUCAUCAUUAACUUACAGGCCAGCAAACAUGACAAACAUGCUGACCUGCGCAUUCAUGGCUAUGUGGAUGAAGUGAUGUCCAUGGUGAUGAACCGGUUGGGAAUAAACAUUCCAAAGUACACAGGACCUAACACUGUUCUUGAGUCUCCUGCUCGACACAGAGUCACGCUCAGACCACUCAAAUGUGAACACACUGUCAACAACCUUCACAAUGGGCAGCCACAGGAUAAACAAGAUACUCGAAGUGAAAGUGCCAAUACUUGUGCAAUAAAAGCAGAAGAAGCAACAGAAGCUAAAACAGACAGCUCAGGGGUAGAGGACAGAGUAAAGAUCAGUGUAGACAGGGACAAUGAAGCAACAGUUUCUGUGGGAUCUAGUGCCAGUAACAGUUUAUGUUCCAGUGAUCAGUCCCUUCAGAAAAUAGAAGAGAGAAUCACUAAUCAUGAAACACCUUCAACAAACCUUCCAGAGCAGGAGGUAAUGCUGAACUCAUCUCAGCACACAGACAGUGCUGUGGCUACUAAAAGGCUGAAGUUAGAUAGUGAAUAGAAAGAUGGUCCUUGUGAUGUUGUUUUUUAUGUUAUACAUAGUUCGAAGCUCAUCAAGAUACUAACAUAUCCUACAUACAUGUACUAGUGGUAGCACUUGAAGUUGUAUUUUUAGGCCAGACUGACAUUGAUCUUGAUAUCAGUUUGUUGUACUAAGUAAGACUUAAUAAACAUUUUUGUAAUGUCGGGAA